Molecule: messenger RNA, 617 nt
Organism: Hevea brasiliensis (rubber tree)
Lineage: Eukaryota; Viridiplantae; Streptophyta; Magnoliopsida; Malpighiales; Euphorbiaceae
Product: alcohol dehydrogenase-like 6
Exons: 6
Coding region: 1-480 (159 amino acids)
Biological process (GO): formaldehyde catabolic process
Cellular component (GO): cytosol
Molecular function (GO): zinc ion binding; S-(hydroxymethyl)glutathione dehydrogenase [NAD(P)+] activity
Source: RefSeq, a predicted model, not a curated record
AUGCAAAAAGGGUGGGAUACAGGACAUCAAGAAAAGAUUGAAAAGAAUGGUGAGAGAAUCUACAAUUCCAAUCUUAGUGAGAGUUUGGGUGCAGCUUGGAAUGUUGCUGAUAUAGCUGAAGGAUCAACCGUAGUCAUUUUUGGUCUUGGAACUGUAGGCCUUUCUGUUGCACAAGGUGCUAAACUCAGAGGGGCAUCUCAAAUAAUUGGUGUUGACACUAACCCUGAAAAGCAUGAGAAAGCAAAGGUUUUUGGAAUAACACAUUUUAUUAACCCAAAUGACUUUAAGGAACCUAUUCAACAGGUUGUUAAGAGUAUUACAAAUGGAGGGGCAGAUUACUCAUUUGAAUGUAUUGGUGACACUGGAAUGAUUACAACAGCCUUACAAUCUUGCUGUGAUGGGUGUGGAUUAACGGUAACACUUGGUGUACCAAAACUGAAACCUGAAAUAUCUGCUCACUAUGGUGUAAUAGUGCAAUGAAUUUGCUAUUUUUUAAGAUUAGUUUUUGAACAUCUACUAAUCAACCCACAUGCCUCUUCUUUUAUUUUAGCUCUCCUUCCAUACUUCACCCUAUUUCUUUAAUUUUUGGAUGCGUGUAUUUUAAUCCUAGUCUUGUA